This is a messenger RNA of Fraxinus pennsylvanica, 1767 nucleotides long. The record is from the annotation of a GenBank genome assembly. Lineage: Eukaryota; Viridiplantae; Streptophyta; Magnoliopsida; Lamiales; Oleaceae.
AUGUCACAGCCAAUAUCGGUUGAUGUCCUAUCCGAUUCCGAUUCCGAUUCCGGCGGUUAUCGCCGGCUGUCUCUCCAAAGCGAUGCCAUCGACCUCACCACGCCUCCGCUCUCGGUUCCUCAAUCCAAAAAGAAACAAAAAACAGAGAAUUUGUCAAACUCCACAGUCUUCAUCAUCGACGACGAUCCCACGCCGUUUAAGCCGCUGCCAACGUCUUUAGCAGGCCCGACAUUCUCCUCCACUCCUUCUUCCGUCCCUGAAACCUCCUUCUCCGGUGCCUCAAUCGUCAAAUGCUCCAAAGGAAAAUUGUUGUCUUCCGGAAUCAAUGGAUUGAUAUGUGUGGAGUCAGAUGACGAGUCAGAAAAUGUUGGUAGAUUUGAAGCUUGGAAAAAUAAUGAAACAAUUUUUGCUGCAGAGUUGGUGAAUGAAUCAGAAUUUGACUCUGGAUUAGUUUCAUCCUCAUUCCCACUUGGUUCUUCCAUUGAACUACAUAAGAAGUUCUCAAUGGAGAGUGCUGACAUGAUGCAAAUGCCUGAAAGCAAUCACCAUCGAAGUUCACUGGAAGAUGACAUAUCUACGGCACGUUGCUACCAUGACGACAGAACUGAUAUUUUAGAGCCCAUUCAAGUUUUGAGACGAAGUGGGAAAAGUGGAGACAAGCCAAAGAAGAAAACUGAAGCAGAGGAUGGAACUAAAAAGGCGAAAAUGUCAAAGGAGGAGAGACUUCUUUUGAUGGAGGAAAAGAGACAGCAGAAAGAACAAGAGAAGUUGCUAAAGGCUGUUUCUAAGGCGGAAGCUGUGAAGAUGAAAAAACAUCAGAAAGAAAUGCAGAAGUGGGAAAAGGGGAAGUAUGCCCUAAAAUCUAUUGUGGCCAAAAUUGACACAAAAGUAGUUGAACUGGGUUCUAUUGGAGGACAUUUGCUCACAAGGUUUGCAGAAAAGGGUCUUUCAUACCGAAUAACAUCAAAUCCAGUAGAGAGAUCCAUCAUAUGGACUAUGGCUAUUCCAGAAGAAAUGACACAACUAGUUUCAUCUGAAGAGAUUGAACUUUCUUAUGUGUUAAUUAUUUACGAGGCUGAAGAUUUCUGUAAACUUGUCUUGAAUGAAUCUCUAAUGGGUCAAAUUCGGAGCAUUCAACACCGUUAUCCACAUCAUACUAUAUGUUAUCUCACAAAUAGGCUUAUGGCUUACAUCGAUAAAAGGGAAAAAGGGCAGCACAAGAAUCCUACCAACUACAAUGGGUGGAAGCGCCCACCAAUAGAGGAGGUCAUGUCAAAAUUGACAACUCAUUUUUCCGAAGUACAUUCAAGGCAGUGCACUGAUGAAGCUGAACUAGCUGAACAUGUAGUUGGUUUGACUUGCAGUCUUGCUUCUUGUCAAUUUAGGAAAAGGUUAACUCGAUUGUCAGUUGAUGCAAAUGGAUCCCUUAUCCCUAAAGACUGUGUUGACAAGAAUCUAAUAAAGAAGAGCACGUGGCUGAAAGCACUGGUAGCUAUCCCAAAGGUACAGCCACGAUUUGCUAUUGCCAUUUGGAAGAAAUAUCCCACAAUGAAAUCUCUUUUGAGUGUUUACAUGGAUCCUAAUAAAUCGGUGCAUGAGAAAGAAUUUCUACUGGAGGAUUUGACGAUAGAGGGCUUUUUUGGUGGUGAUAGAAGAUUAGGCAAUAUUUGUUCUAAGAGAGUGUACAGAAUACUAAUGGCUCAAUGUGGGAACAUUAAAACGGAUGAUAUUGAGAGUGGAGCUGAUUUCUUUAGCCAUCAGUCUUAG